AUGAAAUAUCAUCAGUCUCAUCCCACUGAAACUGUAGCAACACCUAAAGUGAAUGCCAGUUCAUCUCGUGAGCGUGGGAAGGGUCAUUGGCAUGGACCUAAGUGCCACAUUGGCAAGAAAAAUGGUGGUCAUAAUAAUGCCAAAAAGGAUAACAACAACAACCUUUCUCAAGAUAAGGGGAAGGGAAAGGGUUCACAAAACAAGCCCAAGGAAAACAAAGAGACUAGUUGUUUCCGCUGUGGCAUGCAAGGACAUUGGUGUCAUGUCUGUCGUACUGCCAAGCAUCUGGUUGAUCUAUACCAGGCAUCUCUUAAGGCAAAAAGAAAUAAUGUCGAAAUGAAUUUUUCUAAUUUUGAGAAUGGGGAGACUACCCACUUCGAUAUUUCAUAUUUCCUUCUCCAGGAGUACGACAAUGAAUCUUAA
This is a messenger RNA of Papaver somniferum (opium poppy), 423 nucleotides long. RefSeq lists its product as uncharacterized. The coding region runs from base 1 to 423 and encodes 140 amino acids. NCBI's taxonomy places the organism in Eukaryota, Viridiplantae, Streptophyta, Magnoliopsida, Ranunculales, Papaveraceae. The transcript has a single exon. The record is from RefSeq and is a predicted model, not a curated record.